UUCCUUCCUUUCCUCUCAGAAUGACUAAUGCCUGCCACAGGAAGUGCGUACCGCCACAUUAUAAGGAGGCAGAGCUGACCAAGGGUGAGUCGGUCUGCCUGGACCGCUGCGUGGCCAAAUAUCUGGACCUUCACGAGCGGCUAGGACGCAAGCUGACGGAGCUCUCCGUCCAGGACGAGGAAAUGAUGAGGAAGGCGGCUGUGGGGAGCGGAUAGACGCGGAUGAAGAAAACAAAGUGGAGAAUGAUGUGGGAUCAAAAGGUCAUGGGGAUGGGGUUAGCAUGCGUGGCUUCAAACAACGAGAGACUUGUAUUUUAAUUAAAGGGUGGGAAAUAAAAAUAAAAAAGUGUGGAGUUAAUGCUGUCGAGGGCCCGCUGAGAGAAACUGCCUCUUCCUCAGAAACUUGGUGGAUCAGCAGCAUAAGGACAUGUGGACCAGACAAUCUGGAUCUUUUCCACUUUCUGUACGUUGAGCCUGGACUCUCGAAGUCACCUGAAAAUCUGACUGAAAAGGAGAAAGGCCUCUGACGCUUAACAUCAGAAAGCUAGAAACCAGAAACCUGGUUACAUGUGACAGGUCCAGACAAAUGCAAAGAAUGAUUCAACUUUAAUCUUUAUCUCAAUUCACCCUUUGAACUGGGGUCAGAUUUUUCUUGUUUGGUUUUGGAAGGCACUGAAAGUAAAUAUAGACUCUUUGCAAAGCUGCAGCUCAACCCGUGGAACUAGUUUAUUUACAGUUGUCAGUCCUGUGCAACACCUCAGAAACAGCGAAUCAUGGGUCAGGGCAUGCACAGAAUUCAUUAUGGGCUGAGCCAAAAUGUUUUUUUUGUACUAUUCAUAGUUUACUCUUUUGACCCUGGUUGGUUCUUUGUCUUUAACAGCUCAGAUAAAAAAAAUAACAAUGGCUGAACUUUGUUCAUUUUGUCAUGCUUGUGUAGACUGUUGUGCUGUGUGUCAGUGGACCA
This is a messenger RNA of Neolamprologus brichardi, 963 nucleotides long. NCBI's taxonomy places the organism in Eukaryota, Metazoa, Chordata, Actinopteri, Cichliformes, Cichlidae. The record is from RefSeq and is a predicted model, not a curated record.